This is a messenger RNA of Schistosoma haematobium, 5852 nucleotides long. RefSeq names its product CXXC-type zinc finger protein 1 (gene CFP1). Gene Ontology annotation, cellular component: Set1C/COMPASS complex. The record is from RefSeq and is a predicted model, not a curated record. Gene Ontology annotation, biological process: positive regulation of DNA-templated transcription. Bases 5117 to 5593 code for a protein of 158 amino acids. Lineage: Eukaryota; Metazoa; Platyhelminthes; Trematoda; Strigeidida; Schistosomatidae. The transcript has 3 exons.
GAAAAUAUACGAACGGGAGGCGGCAUAUUCGGAUAUGUACGUUACGUAAAUUUGUCUACAAAUUUCCCCUAAAUAAACGACGUAAGGGUGCAAUCAACAUUUACACUUUAUUUACGUUUUCUUUCGCUUUAUCUCCCCUUGUUUGCCUCUGUUUCCACUUUAUUGGUUGCUUGUGAUUGCUUGAAAUAUUUAAAUAUUUUAAGCAAAACAAAUAUUUUUCCUUGUCAGCGUCAAAUAGUAACGAAAAGUGUUAAUUUAUCUAAGAUAUCCCUCUCAAUUAUACCGCUUUUCAUUCUAUUUGGUGUGUAAUUCCGAGUCAUUGGACUGUUUGAUGAUUGUGGUUUCUAUUCUGAGACUGUUCUUCAAAAAAGUUCCCUACAAAUUUUCUACUGCUAGUGUUCUGACAAGCAUUUGAAAUUAGUAGACAUUUCUCAACUUAAAAUUGAAAGUUUUGGCGGUCACAGUUUCUUAAAUUACAGAACAGAACUGCUAUAUCUAGAAAUACUCAGUUAACCGGUCACCAUAUUUCAGUAUUAGAGGAAACGAUCUCUACAGUCUAUCUCUAUUUGUUAGAAGUUAUCCCAACAUACUACUUCCGUAUACUACCGAUACAACUGUAGUUAUACUGUUCCCUUAUUCGCUAGACAUAGUAUUACCAAUCAGUAUUUAUUCAUGUGUAAUUCUUCAGUGGCACGAAAACUCCGUAUUCGAUAGUAAGACUCGUCUAGUUUUAUGCGGGUAUCCUGAGCUAAAACAUUUGAUACAAAACGUCUUCCGGAGCACGGAAAAUGUCAUUCUGUAUGUUAGGAUCGUUCACACCAGUAACAGAUGACAAAGAAGACUAUUUAAGAAAGCUGGUAGUAAACAAGACGGAAUUUAGUGCUAAACGUGAUGUAAAACGAUCCGAAAUACUAUGGCAAUCAGCACCACGAUGCUAUUUUUCGUUGUGUAAUCUCGCUGUGGUCAUCCGGUUAGUUUUCAGAACUCAACAUUUAUUAGUCGCGAAAAGUCAGCUAAGUUUCAAACUUCUUUUAUUUCGUGAAGCUUUAUCUUUUAGAUUAGUGUCACACAUCGGUGUGUUAACUAAUUUUAUCACAGUUUUUAUUUUUUCGUAACGAAAUAUCUCAUAUACUUAUCCAUAUGUAGCAUAAAAUGACUUAAGUUCGAUCACAGUUACAGAAAUGUAGUUUCUUUCAAACAACUACAUGAUCACUAUCACUUUUAUACUUCGAUAUUCAUACAGCCACUUCCUUCUGAAGUAUACCAUUGAUAUCACUUUAAGUUGUAUGAUGUAUUUCAUUUAUUUAUUUGAGAACAUACGAGUGUACCAGAGCUUAGACGUAGUCAUAGUUUAAGUAAGGCAGCUUUUCCGAGCAGUAGUUCGUAUAUAUAACUAACGUUUUACCAAAGUCACUCAGUCAUAAUUGUCUUCGAUUUUGGUUGGAGUUGCUACUAGCCAGUAACAGGCAAUCGCCAGAAUAUUUAUGGCAAGCGAUCAGAUUUACCAGCUCACCAGCUUGGAUUUCCUAUUUAAAAUUAACGGAAGUAGUCAUAUCGAGUAAUAUCAUCUCUCUCUUUUUGGCUUCUAAAGUGUGACAAAUUGUUCACGUUCACUACAAAAUGAGUCAAAAAUACAAUCACGAGAAGAAUUUGCCUAGCAGAAGAGAAAUUUGUGAAUGGGAUGACAGUGUUGCCGAUACUAAACCUUUCAGUCAAAACAGUCCUCGUGAUAAAUUUGUAAAAGGUAGCAGUCAUCGAAGUGAUUUAUCAAAAAGUUACAAGGAAUCCGUUCUCUCUGAUAACUGGUCAGCAACAAACCGCGUCUCAUCAAAUGGACAUGAAACUUGUGAUGAUUUUGAUGAUAGUAACGUUGAAGGUCUCGUGAGUGAUGAUGACAAUGACUUUGAUGAAGAUGAUGAUGCAGAAGAUGAGGACUGGGUUGCUUCCGAUUAUGAGAAAAAAGUAGGUCAAUUUCGGUUAUUUAUACUUAAAACCCCAAUGUUUUUACAUCGUAAGUGUGAUCUUAAAUGUACAUAGCAGGUCGAAAGAAAAUUUCUUGUUUUGUGGCUGUAAUAAAAUGUAAUAGUACAGUAUGAUAUGCCAUUCCUUUCUCAGGUGUUCAACUAUACUUGUUUGAGACAGAUAUAAUCAGUUCGUUACAUUUCACACGACAUCAUGAAGGAAAGUUGGCCUGAAAAAGAACAACUGGAUGGGGAUAUUAUUUCAGUGAGAAACUGCUUUAGUCAAUUAAUCUGGUGUCCAAAUUUUGUAAAGUUACUUACGUGGGUUUAUUGAGUUUAAUUUACUCACGUUUUAGCAUAUACCUCUUAGUAAGUAUAGCAUCCAAAAUAUUAUUUUGUAACAUGUUUCACCUUAACAAUCUAGCAUUAGAAUUAAACCCAAUCUAUCGACAGUUGAACGUUCACAUUUGCUUUGGAUUGAAGGAAAGUUAGCGAUAAUCAUUAUAACGAUGUCUGACAAAAAAGUAUUGGAUGAAUUUUAACUAGAAAAUGUACAUCUUUCCCAUUUCGCAAAACAUUUUGUGCGUGAUAUGCUCAAUUGUAUUCAUUUAGGCACGCUAAAUCUAAAUUCAACAGUUAAGUCUCCUUAUUUCUUUUCCUGAUGUAUACAACAGUUUUUUUUAUUUCCUAUUAAAAUCACAGGUAGUCAUGUCUUAUGGUCGGAAAUUUUUCUAAUAUUUAGUGUCGAAGCUGGCUACUUUAAAUUACUGUAGUGUUUUCCUAUUUAGGUAUAACGAUUUAUUAACGCUAAAAUUUAUGUGCAGUGAGCUACAGUUAAGAGAUUUGUAAACUGUAUUUAAGUUAUCAUACUAAGUAUUGAUUCCAUCCUACUUCAUCAUUAAUUCUAUCAUCUGUACAUCUCCAUCUGAUUUUUUGAUGAUAGUUUAGUCAAUUAUACUCUGUCAUUCGUAUAAUCUCAGCUAUGUAUGCCUGCAAAAAACAAAGGACCUGAACAUCUAAUCAAUUGUCAUGCAACUCUUAUCAGACUCCGCUCUAAAAAUGGUACACAAAAUGUGAAGUCUAGUAGUCUAAAUCAUUUUUUAAAAAAUGUUUCUCUAAAAUAAUUCAAUUGAUCAGUUUUUUAUAUUAGAUAAGAAAAUGAUAUUAGGUUUCUCAAGGUUGUCCUUAUUUUGUGGAUAUUAAUAAGAACCGAAAUUUUAAGGAUUAAAUGCAGUUAACUAGAUAAUGUUAAUGUACUCCACUGUGUAGAAGUAUAGAACAUUAUUCAUUGAAACGUUUGAGAUACUUGUCAUUAGCCAUAAUAAACAUAGGUGGCUAUUGCUUAGAACAUGUAAUUCCUAUCUUUCUACAGUUUUAUGUGCUUCUUCGCAACAUUACUCUAAACCUUUUGGACCUUUUUAUUUAUUUAUUUGAACACAUAAAUACUGAUACAAAGGGGUACCAAAUACACAUGCGUCACACAAGUCACUUGAUUUGUGUGGGGGGUAAUACUGCCCGAGUGCCCAGACCGAAGCAAAUGAUAUUUUGAACGAUUGGUCUGCGAAUGUAGUAGGACUAACCACUCGUAUUAUCGUUUGGUAUACUUGAACAUUAUUAAUUAUAACUAAUUGUACUUCACUGUAACUGAAAAAGUUGUUCUCUUUUAUCGUCUUAAUGAAAUAAUUUCGCCUAGGUUUUCAAUUGCGAAGCUUUUGUUCACUCUACAUUACCAAUUUUUUUAGCGUCCUAGUCGCACUUCUCGAACACAACUCACUGGUUCACGUAAAAUUGGAAAUAGUUGCAGUUCACAUCGCAAAAGUUCACAUGGAGAUCGUUCUCAACGUAGAAUUGGCAGCAGUUUGCCAAGGACAGCUGCUUACAAUCCAGAGAGUAAUCGUAUUGUUUCUUCCAAUAAAUCUUCCAAAUCCGUUGGUCGACCUAGAACUGUUAAUCGCUAUCAAGGUGGAAGUGCUAGGACUGUUCAUGCAUCAUCUGGUCGUAAGAUUGCUACACGUCGAGUUGAAAAACCAAAGACAAAUAAUAGCAACCCACGAAAAGUAUUUGAUUCACUAAUACCUAACGAACUAAAAAAGCCUCGACAAUGUUUCGGUCCUGGAUGCACUCGAGCUGCAGCAAGACCAGAUACAAAAUAUUGUUCAAAUGAAUGUGGAAUUAAACUUGCCAUCAAGCGCUUAGAAACUCUACUACCAGAAAGUUUUCAUGCUUGGUAUCCUAACUUGUUUACGAAAGCUGGAACGGCUCUUUCUGAAUUAGAAAGGCUACCGGAUUGUAUGGCUACCGUUAUUGACAAAUUGCGUCUUAAAGAAAUUAGUAAGGAACAGUGUGUAGUACACAAUCGGUUGGUUGAAUUAGAAAUGGAGCAUCAAAAGCUUACGGCACUUAUUAGUCGAGCUCAAGAGCGAAAAACUGGACGAAACAAUGAACAAAUGGUAAUUUCUCUCAUGUCAGGCAAUUUUUGAUUUUUAUGUUCACAAUUUUUUUUUGUCAGUGUAUUAUCUUCACUCCUGGUUUCACUUUGUAGUUCAGUUCUCUCUGAUUGCCCUGAUGUAUAAUGAGUUAAUUCGAACCGAUACAUUUUCAUCCUAGGUAUUACGUAGGUAUCAGUUAGCCAAUCAUUGAAGAUGACAGAGUACUGAAUGAUUCUGUUGUCGGAUUCCAGAUCAUAGUAGGUAAUAUUAAGUGUUGUAACGGGUGGACUGCAGGUUUUGGUAAGCAGCGUUUUAUCGAUCGAUUGCUUCAGUGGACACGUAAACACGCAGUGGACGACCUAGUGCCCUGAUUGGUUCCGCUUCCCUGUCUAGCCCAGCCAGUUGGGUCCAGAACACAAGUCACAGCCUCUGAGUUAUGAAUCAUUUUAUUUCAGACAUACUCUAUUUAUAUACCAAACAAACAAACCACAUCGUACCAUAAAAUAGAAAACAACAUUUACACAAUAUUUAACGAGUGAAAUAAACAUCGACCAAUAGGAAAUGUCCAUUUAACGUCCAAGGACACCAUUCGACUUAACACGAUAGUUAUUGGUACAUUCCUCUGCAUACCUAACACUAAGCUCGAAUAUGUAGGAUAUUUUUUUAAACUACUGUUUUCACAGAGCCAACUCUUUGUCCUUGUCAGGUGCACUUGCGUAUAAACUCAUGUAUUUAUCAGUCUAUAAUGUUUUCAUUAUCAUUAUUAAGCUUGCUGCGGUUGCUCACGACGCAGAACAAGUAGAACAGAUGGAACCCAUCAUAUGUGUUACGUGCUCAGCUGAAAUCAGUAUGCGACAUGCUCUGAAGCAUAUGGAGAAAUGUUUUCAAAAGAUGGAAGGAAACACUGUGUUUUGUGCUAAUCAAAAGGAGCAAAUCAUGGGUACACCAUUAUUUUGUGAUGCUUACGACUCACAGGCUAGAGCGUAUUGUAAACGAUUACGUGUAGUCUGUGAGCAUUAUAAAGAACCGAAGCUACCUGCAGAUACAGUAUGUGGAUCACCGCUUGUUCACAAUGUCUUUGAAGAAACUGGUGAAUUUUGUUGUGUACCGCGCAAUAAGUGCACUAAACACUUUGGUUGGGAACGUCUACGUCGAGCGAAAAUAGAUUUGGAACGAUAUCGCUGUGUAAGUAAUGUUUUCUAAUAAUUUAUUCACAAAUUGUCUCAGAUAAACCUAUUAUAAUAAGACUAUGAAACAAAUAAAUUGACAAAACGAUUCUGCAACUUUCAAUCUUGUGCUGUUAAUAUACUGAAAUAUAUUAAUGUUAACCUGUUGUUAUUUCUAAGACACCUAGCUCUCAAACUUGACUGUCGUUAUGGUCGCUUGACUGAUUUGGUACUGAUAAACCCUGCAUCGGAUGACGGAACUAAAAACACAAAGCCAUGUAUCAUUUUAGUUUUUU